UUAUCCUAGCUCUCCCACCAGUCACGAGGGACCCCCCACCCCCACAAUUCUUUCCAUUCUUCACCACCACAAUUCUCCUGUUAUCCUCCUUAGUCAAAACACAUUGCAAUGGUUUCAAACUCAGUUGUCUCACUCUAUCAACCCUUCUACUUGCCAGUUCCAUUCCCUUAAAGGUGAAGUUGCUAGAUGGUACAAAAACCCAUCCUCAAAUGCAAAAACAGGGCUAAAUAGAGAGAGACAAAAAAGAAUAAAAAAAGGGCAUGUGUUUUUGCUUCUUUUAAAACCCCAAAGCCAUAUCUCUUGACUCACUUCCCUUCUACUACUUUUCUUUCAUCUUAUCUGCUUCCUUGUCUCACCUCCCAUCAUUGAUUCUAUAGAAAGGCCUUCGCAGUUAUGGAAGGGGGGGAGAGGGCAUUUUGUUCAAAGCAUGCUUAAACGGUUACAUGGUUACAGGUAGAAGAAAAAAAUGAGGCAAAUGAGUAAAUAGUUAAAUCCAUAGGGACACUAAAGCAAAAAAAAAAUAAACUAAGAAAUCACGUGACAAGCAAAUAAGCCCCAGGACUCUCCUGUCCAAUGUGAAAACACCACAUAAACAAUAAAAAACCCCCCAAAACAGAAGGGUGAGGGAUUUUUAUUUUAAUUUACAGUGAUCGGCCAUGUCGAAGGCGGAGAGGCCAGCGUAUCCAAGCAUGGCCUCGACGGCGUCGGCUCCGUCAGUCAGGCCCCAACCGCCGCUAGUCUUCUAGACACCAUUAAGGACUCUGCAUACGUCAAGCGAAUCGUUACCCUUCUUCACCGUGAUUCGCUGCGUCCCGGUGUCGGUGUCAGUGGUUGUCGUCGUCGUCGUCCGCGCGCAGCACCGGAAUGAUUUGAAACUGAGUAAUCUUGAAUCGGGACGAGCAGGAGUUGUUAUAGUGAAUUUGGGGAAGGCGUGGUGUGCGGACGUUGCCAUGAUAACCGAUGGAGAAGCAAAGAAAGGGGCGCUUGGAUAAGGCGAUAAUGAGGAUAGAGAACCAUACGGAUAUAUGGAGUCAAGAGCAACGAGAAUUGAUGAUUUUGAUAUGAAAACAAACUCAAGUACCCUGAGAAGGAAGGGGAAAUCGUUACUAGAUGGGGAAAGUUCAAGCCAGAUGAGAGAAGAGGAGGGAGUUCCUGAAGGCCAAGCAAGUCCAACGUGGUCAAGCCCAAGUGGAGACGAGAACCGAGCUUCUGUGCCGACUGAAAUCCUACGCUACGAGGAGGAUUUUUCUGAAGGCCACUCAAGAUCAUCAUUUGAGAACCUAAAUAGAGAGGAGUACCAAGUUCCUGCUCCAACCGAAGGCCUACGGCAUGAGGAAUUUCAGCAUGAUUAUUCGCUUUUUGCAGAUCAACAUUCUUUGAAACGUAUUCAGCGCCGUCUUGAGGAAGGGCGUGGAAUAGAAAGACAUGGAGUUCGGAGUUCAUCCGUAUGCAUCUUUCCAUUUCCUCGUAGCUUCGACAAAAUAAAUCCGAACACUUACCAACCUGAGCUCGUGUCAUUAGGCCCUUACCACAGGGGCAAAGAUCAUUUACUGGAGUUUGAAGACCACAAGUGGUUCUUCCUUGAUAAGCUUCUUUCUCGAUCAAGAACUGAUUUAAGCGACUAUCUAAUUGGUGCAUUAAAAUUCAACGAAAGGUCCAUAAGAGACUGCUACUCAGAGGCUAUCUCUAUGUCAAGUCAUGACUUCGUGGAAAUGAUGUUGCUUGACAGUUGCUUUGUUCUUGAACUUCUCCGAAAUCUCAACCACAGUGAAGAUACGAUUGAUGAGGGUGACCCCAUCUUCACAAGGCCUUGGUUGAUCCCGAUUGUAAUCAGGGAUCUCCUUAAGUUUGAGAACCAACUUCCCUAUUUCCUCCUCCACUUAAUAUUCAACUUGUCUGGCGGUAAUGGAGAUAUAAAACCAAAACCAGAUCCUCUACCGAUGCUUGCAUUAAAAGCCAUUGAUCUAGUCUUUCCAAGACGUGCAGAAAUCCUGAAGAAGUUCAGAUCCUGGCAUGGUAAGCAUUUACUUGACCUAUUCCACUUGAGCCUCCUUCCCUCAGAUCAGGUCAUCAUUUGCAUUGAUUUAGAGGAAUAUCAUCCAUCAGACCAGUCAAUUCAAGGUGUCACGCAGCUUAGGCCAUCAGGAAUCAAGUUUCGUCCGAGAAAGAGCGAUAGCUUCCUGGAUAUAAACUUCCAAAAUUGUGUACUUGAAAUUCCAACCGUCACCAUUAAUGACUUCACAAGCACUGUCCUCGUAAACUGUGUUGCCCUAGAACACUGCGAGGAAAAGAGAUCCAAAUACUUCACCGAUUAUGUCUCUUUCAUGAAUUGUCUCAUUAACCAACCGAGAGAUGUUACUUUUCUUUGUUCAGAAGGGAUCAUCACAAGAUUCUCCCAAGAUGACCAAUACGUGGCCGAUCUCUUCAACACUCUAGGGAAAAAUGUCGCUUUCAAUAUUCGAGAGUGUUAUCUCUCCAAGCUCUUCAGAGAAGUAGAGUCAUAUUACAGCAGCAACUGGGCAACAAUGAGGCGAACUUAUUUUAGCAGUGCUUGGUCAUUCAUCUCAGUUCUAUCCGCCUCCAUCCUCCUAGUUCUUACAAUGGUACAAAGCAUCAUGUCUGUUCUAAGUUACAUGUGCCAUUAGUGUAAGAUAAUAAUGUUGUCCGAUCUUGUUUAGCAGCUUUAUGUAUGGAAACACCAGGUCACGGUUCGACCUAAUCCACCCCCCUUCCCCUUUAAUUUAUGGAAAAACCAUAACAUAUGGGAACACAAUCUUUUAGAUUA
Populus euphratica (Euphrates poplar) is the source of this 2785-nucleotide messenger RNA. RefSeq names its product UPF0481 protein At3g47200-like. The transcript is spliced from 2 exons. Bases 1026 to 2645 code for a protein of 539 amino acids. The record is from RefSeq and is a predicted model, not a curated record. NCBI's taxonomy places the organism in Eukaryota, Viridiplantae, Streptophyta, Magnoliopsida, Malpighiales, Salicaceae.